GUCAAUAGCGCGCCCUCUGCAUUAGGCCUAAAAGGGUUAAUAAAAGGCCAAAAUUUAUUAUUAAAUUUCUGAUUGGUUUAUGGAAUCUAAUUAACACUAGUUUCAUUCUGAGAUAAAAGUAUUCAGGUGUCUAAGUAGUUUUUUUCAAUUUUUAAACUAUAAUAAAGCUACUACGGGUUACAACAAGAGGAAAAUAUGUGAUAAAUGCAAUCACAAUAGCGUUGUAAACAUUUGGUUCUUUAUUUGGAUAUGACAAGUAGCGACGAUACAGAUGACGAAAUAGCAUAUAGGUACAGAAUGGAACUAGAAACGAAGAAAAAAGAGGCAAAAAAUUUAAUAAAAGAUAAUAAUAAAGUAAGGGAAUUUUUUUACUGUUUUAACAUGCUUCUUAACAAUAGAAAGAAAUGAUUGUCCUGAAAUAUAGUCUAAGCUUGAAAUCUGAGAGAAAAAUUUAGGAUCUUUCUUAUUUAUUUCAAUGCAUAAGUCAAUUUCAAUGAGAGAAAGAGAGAAAGAGAAAUUGAAAAUAAGUGAUAAAAAUAUUUAAUCUAAUUAACUUAACAUUCUUAAUAGGAUUCUAAAGGACUAUUCAAAGGUUUUCCAAAGUCUAUACUCUAUAUUUGCGGAAAUGAAUUCUGUGAAAGAUUUUCUUAUUAUGGAUUAAGAGGUAGUGUUCUUAAGAAUAUAAAGAUCUUCCUUUCUAAUGGAGGAUAAACCUUAAAAUUUUCCUAAUUUUUUUUUAUUAUAAAUAAUAAAUAUAGCUAUUUUGGUAAUCUACUUGAAAAAUUUUUUACACCUAACUGAGAAUAGUGCAACUGCAAUAUAUCAUACAUUCGUCAUGGUUUGUUACUUUUCUCCCCUCUUUGGUGCCAUGCUAGCUGAUGGAUGGUUAGGAAAAUAUAGAACUAUAUUAUAUAUGUCACUUUUCUAUGGAAUUGGAAAUGCUGUUCUUGCCCUUACAGCUAUUCCUCCCUCAGAAAUUCCUGGUCCGAUAGUGGCAUUAUUAAUUAUCGGUGUAGGAACGGGAGCCAACGUUUCGUGUUUUGGUAAAGACUGUUACCUUUUGGCUUUCGGUUUGCCCGCAAUUCUAAUGUUUUUAUCAAUAAUACUGUUUUUUGCUGGGGGUAAUUAUUAUAAAAAAUUCCCACCAUCUGGAAAUGUUAUUGGCCAAUUAAUAAGUAUAAGUUGGAGGGGCUUUCGUAAUCGAAUUCGAGGGAAACAGGAAGGAAAGAAGCAUUGGUUAGACUAUGCCGAAGACAAAUACGAGCCAGAGCUAAUUUCCGAUGUUAAAGCUGUGUUGAGAGUGGGAUUUUUAUUUCUACCCUUACCCAUUUUCUGGGCUCUAUACGAUCAACAAGGAUCGCGAUGGACAUUCCAGGCGGCCAGAAUGAAUUUAAGCUUAGGUCCUUUAGGCAAUUUAAAACCUGAUCAAAUCCAAGCAAUCAAUGCGUCGUUAAUACUAAUGUUUAUUCCAUUUUUUGAUUUGGUUAUAUAUCCAUUGCUGGAUAAAUUAAAGAUUCCAAAUAGACCUCUUCAAAGAAUGUGCAGCGGUAUGUUGUUGGCCGCUGUAGCCUUUUUCGCAGCUGGAUUCCUGGAGAUCCACUUACAGAAAUCAUUACCGCCAAAGAUUCCAAACAACCAAACAAAUGUCAGAUUUAUCAAUACAGCACCCUGCUCAAUUUCAAUAAACGGGAUUUCUAGUGAACCUUUCAAUAUGACUGGAGGAAUCAAUAAUGUAAGCUUCUUAGCAAAAAAGAUGCUAAGAGACGCCUUCCUACCAGCUGGGAAUUAUUCAAUGAUUAUCGAAGCGGCUCCAGCAUGUAAAGCUGCGGAAUCCCGAUUUUCAAGUAUGUUUGAGGGAGGCGAAAGAUAUUAUGUUAUUAUUGGAAAAAACGAUUCUCAAUCAUUAGCAAAAUCGUUUCUUCAAUCAAAAGAAAAACCAAAAGACGGAGGUGCUGUUGUAAAGAUAAUCGUGUUUGAUUUUAAAGUUAAUCCCGAAACGGAGGUAAUAUUAGAAAAAAACUCCCAAAUGGAUCAGUUUAACGUGACUGCUUUUGAGCCUUCACCCAAUAGGGAAAUCCAGCCCGGAGAGCAUAAAAUAAGAAUUUAUGGUCUAGACAACGAGACAAUUAUUAUUCCAGAAAGUAUAAACCUUCGAAAUGGGGGUGCUUACACAAUUCUACUAUUUAGAAGUAUGCUGAAUGAAUCAGAUAACAAGAUGAUAGCUGAAGUUCACACUGACUUGGAGCCAAAUGAGUUAUCAAUUGGGUGGCAAGUACCACAAUACGUUAUCAUAACUGCGGCUGAAAUAUUAUUCUCUAUUACGGGAUUAUCUUUCGCCUAUUCUCAAGCGCCAUCUAGCAUGAAAUCAGUCGUUCAAGCUCUCUGGCUGUCCGCAACUGCAUUUGGAAACUUGAUUGUAACCAUUGUAGCCGAAGGAAAAUUUUUUGAGAAUCAAGCUGUUGAAUUUUUCUUUUUUGCCUUUGUGAUGAUUUUUGUAACCUUAUUAUUUGGUACACUUGCAUAUUUUUACAAAUAUGUGUCUUACGAUCAAAUUGAAAGUGAACGUCAUGAACUUUUGGAUUCAACGAAAGGCGAUUAA
Dimorphilus gyrociliatus is the source of this 2599-nucleotide messenger RNA. NCBI's taxonomy places the organism in Eukaryota, Metazoa, Annelida, Polychaeta, Dinophilidae. The record is from the annotation of a GenBank genome assembly.